This is a messenger RNA of Anopheles stephensi (Asian malaria mosquito), 2954 nucleotides long. RefSeq names its product multicopper oxidase abr1-like. The record is from RefSeq and is a predicted model, not a curated record. Gene Ontology annotation, biological process: iron ion transport. The coding region runs from base 363 to 2393 and encodes 676 amino acids. Lineage: Eukaryota; Metazoa; Arthropoda; Insecta; Diptera; Culicidae. Gene Ontology annotation, molecular function: copper ion binding; oxidoreductase activity. Gene Ontology annotation, cellular component: plasma membrane. The transcript is spliced from 5 exons.
UUCCGAACACCUUCCACGCUUGGUGUCGGUGUCGAAAGUUUUGUGACUCAGUAGCGAGCGAAAAAACUACCCUCAAAGAAGUAUAUACGUAAAAGUGGUGCCAAACUUGACAAAAAAGAUGGAUAUCAGUUUAAUGUUUAUUUAAAAAAAUAUAAAAAAGGCAACAUUUCAUUGCUUCGAUCAACAACUGCGUUCGUGCGCGUGUGAAGUUUGUUUGUUUUGAAAGUUUAUUUUGCUUUUGGUUUAAAUUUUCGCGGAACUUCCUGAUCGCAACACGAUCGUGAUUCGUUCCAAGUGCGCUAGUGUGUGUGAGCCUCGGUGUCUAAGGGGUGCAGAUUCUAGAUUCUGGUGGCGAGUGAACGAUGAAAACGUUGCAACUGAUUGUUUUGAUUGUGCAGCGAGUUUUGAUUACGGCCGGCGUGUUCUUGACGGCCGCCGUUCUGAUCCACUUUACCGCGAUCGAUCCGAAGGAACGUGCUAUUUCGUGCGAUCGAGUUUGCAAUCGAGCCGACUGGCCACGGAUCUGCCGGUUCGAGCUGGUGGUGGAAAAACGCACCUUUCGCCCUGACAGUACCAAAGCCACCAGCAACGUGUCGUUAGCCGGUCGGUGGAAAUCCUCCGAGUCGCCCGUCAUCACCCACUACUACACCGUCAACGGGCGGUACGUAGGUCCCACGCUGACCGUGUGCGAGAAUGACUUCCUGGUGGUGGACGUCGAGAAUCGGAUCCCCGGCGAGAGCAUCGCGCUGCACUGGACGGGUCAAAGUCAGCGCCGUACGCCCUUCAUGGAUGGAGUGCCGAUGAUAACACAGUGUCCCAUCGCUAGCUUCACUCGGUUCCAGUACCGGUUCCAGGCAGAUAAAGCGGGCACUCAUCUUUACCAUGGUUUCACCGGGACGGAACGUACCCAAGGACUUCUCGGAGCGUUCGUAGUUCGUUCUGCACAUGAACAAAGGCUCGCGCCCGGUCUUAGACUCUUCACAGCCGAAACAGUUUGGCUCGUUACCGAACUGAACGGCAUGCUUGCUGUGAACGGAGAACGAAGCUGGCGACAGGCAUAUUCCCCGAACGGAACCGAAAGCGAAUCCAACCUCCGAAUAAGACUGGUGUAUGCUGUGAGCCACUGUCAGCAUUGGCUCGAGCUAGAAGACCACGACCUGCAAGUUUUGACACUUGAUGGAAAUGGUCUGGAACAAGGUUCUAUGCCUCCUGUUAGUCGGAUUCUGCUGCACGACGGUGUCCGGAUGGACCUAACGUUCAUCCGACGAGCCCCGGUGGACGUUGACAGUAUUAAGCGAGAUUAUGAAAUUCGGUUCACAGCGCUAGACCGGGAUAAUUGUGAGCGGGCUAUAUUUCACCUUCACUACGACUUCCUUCGGCACGGUCAUUGGGAACAUCAUCCACACACGGCGAGUGUGGAUGGCGCUGAAAGUAUUAAAUAUAAUUUAAUCGCAUCUCCUGUACUGCACCCACCGAGCAAAGCAUUGGACCUGGUUGGGAAUGCCUGUGGCGGGAUGGUUCUGUGCCCGCAGGACUUGCCCGGCGCUCGGGACCACUUUCCAAAGGAUCUCGCUUCGUACGACACGCAGCUCGAGUUUACGAUCAGCACACGGGUGCUAGAUGGCGCAGGACCCUUCGGAGGUACUGUAUGCUGUUGCGGACAGAAGCGCAUCCAAGUGAUGCGCUCAGAUGAGAUAAUAAUAAUUAUUCGAAACCGGCCUCGGUACGCGUCUUUGGUUUUUUUUUCUCAAAUGUCGUUUUUUGUUGUUUUCGGGUUGGUUUCUUCCCUUUGCCACUCUCUCUCUCUCUCUCUCUCUUCUCCCCGUUCCUCAGAACCGACGCUCGAGACGGUGCACUCCGUGAACGGGUUCACCUUUGCCUUUCCGUCCGUGCUGAUGCUACGCGAGCCGGCCAACGAUGAGCUGCGGGCACACACUUGCGGAGGCCACCGUCGGACGCUGCCAAGAAGCUGUCACCCGCUGACGGUCCGGUGCGAGUGUGUGCAUGUCGAGCACAUCGAAGCAGGUCAUCGGGUGGAAAUGGUCCUAAUUAAUGCCGAUGUUGCGGACGAUUACGUGUAUCACCUUCACGGACAGGGUGCGUUCGUCGUGGGGAUGGCCACCGGACACCGGACCAGCCCGGAGCGGGUAGUGCGCCACCUGACGGCACCCCUGCAGCGAGACACAAUCGUUGUGCGGCGCGACUCGAUCGUUGUGGUGCGGUUCGUUGCCAAAAAUGCUGGACUGUGGUUGCUGCGCGAUAUUGGGUCACCGGCGUGGUCCCGUGGGUUGGAUGUGGUGUUGAACGUGGGCACACACCAGCCAAACUUUGACAUUCCGAGCAAUUUUCCUUCCUGUAGGCAUUUUGUAGGUCCGAGGUAUUUUUUAGUUUGAGGGAAACGUUUUUCCGAGCGAGUGAAAUCGCGAAUCAAAUGAGAUUGAGUUGAAGUUUAUAUGUGAUACUAGGAAACACUGGGCAAAAGAAGAUUAAAUAUAUUUUCAACAUCACAAUAAAACACGAAAGGAAGUUUUAAUUUUUAAAUUAAACGGAUCUUAACUAAUUUUUGAACACGCAAAAGCAGAAGGAAAUAAAUUUGAAUCGUCGAAGCUAUGUAAGUGUAAUGCUGUUUGCCUAACUUUAGGCGCAUUCGCUUGUACUGACCAGUGAUGAGAAAAUCAACUCACUAUAGUGAAUGAGCUUGGAGUGAAUGAGUUCUAGUUAAUUAUACGCCAUCAAACGCUUUGGUAUGAGAAUAAAUGAUUAGAAUAAUUUAAAUUGUUAGUACUUUAAACUACACAUGAAGAACACCAGCUCCGUGACAGCUCAAUCCCAGUGGUUCUUCUUGGUGCGCUCUUUUGAGCAUGUCUAUGAGAUAAGGUCAGGAUUCCAAUCUACUGCCAUGGAUGUCUGCCUUUCACUCACGACUUAAUCCGACCUCCGACACGUUCGUCAGG